Messenger RNA from Cryptotermes secundus, 2093 nucleotides. RefSeq lists its product as uncharacterized. The transcript has 4 exons. The coding region runs from base 75 to 491 and encodes 138 amino acids. NCBI's taxonomy places the organism in Eukaryota, Metazoa, Arthropoda, Insecta, Blattodea, Kalotermitidae. The record is from RefSeq and is a predicted model, not a curated record.
CCCUAAGUUGUGUACUCCACGCAGUUCUAAUUCCAGAGGAUAUGGCACUGAUUGGUCCUGAGCUGUGAGCAGAUAUGGUAUGGAAUUACUACUCCAGCGUCUGCCUGAGACUUAAGCAAAGCAAGAACUCAGUCAGGAUCGCAGAUGCGGAAGUUGACAGCGAUUUGCGUCGUAAUGUUGACUCUAUCUACCACGAGAACCACUCACGCCAUGUGCCACGACAGCGCAGAAUGUGCCCCUUCCGGAUGCUGUACUGUAGCGCGCAUGCGUUACCCCGUCCCGACGUGCAACGAACUGCGCAAAGAGGGAGAUUUCUGUCGGCCGGGUCAGAAACCUUUCAGCAGCACCGGAACCAAACCCGACGGCUCGUUUUGGUACAAUGUCACCAACGCGUACGAUACCGUGUGCCCCUGCGCGCCCGGACUCGUCUGCCUGGAGGGGUUCUGCAAGAAGGGCAACUAGAAGAAACUCAAGAUCUCAAUGGGUACUGACUCAAGAGGAGAGAUGAGAGGAACUCAGACAUUUCGGAAUACCGAAAUAUGUACAUCGUACAGAAGAAUUACAUUUUAUGAUCAUUUACGUUGGUUAUAACGAUGACAUCAUACAUAUAUCCAAUACUAUAAUUUUGCCUUUAGAAUAAGACAAUCUCCUAAUUCAACCAGACAUCAAUAACAAAUACUUUAUUACAAUUUGAGAAUUAAAUAGAAAAAUUAUGGACUAAGUGGUACAUAAGCCUACACUACAGCCUUCCCCUUCAAGAAUUGCAGCCAAAUCUCUCAACGUGUUACCCUUAUAUCAGCUCCUCAUAGCGACAAAAUGGCGUUCGAGUUCCUUAUGACGAUAAGCCUGAUGAAUAUCCCUUUCAUUGGAGGCAACAAAUUUCUCCGAAAUGUCGGUUACCUUCUGUUAGACUACACGACGUCACAUCCGGGAAGACAUCAUUAUUCACCGCAGUGAAGCACGCUGGUAUACUUCAUCAGACCAUCAGAUUAUCUGUCAUUACUGAGGUUACCCAAAAACUUCAAGACCCUUCAAUUAAUUUUCACCAUCAACCUCGCGAUAGUAAGAAAAUUAUGGGCAAAGCCCAUAGAACUUAUCCCCUCUCAGACUCACGCAUUUCGAUACACGUACGAUAUACAUGAACAUUCAAUUAUUUCUAAAGAAAGUCUUCUCAGUUUUACUCAGCCAUUGCUGCGAUAGUGCCCGAAACAAACCACUUCAGUUGACUUCCAUAUUUAAACUGAGUGGGGAAUAGAAACGCUUACGGAACUGUAAACCAUUCAUUAUCUGUAUUUCGGACAGUUAAACCUAGGAGUCGAAACUGCCUGAGCACAUAGCACGCAUGGGUAGAACGCACUGCAUGACACGAGGAAACACGAGACGGCAAGAUGACAACAUGGAGCCGUAAUGACGGAUUGAUUUAUGGAAAUGGUUUGGAAGUGGCCUUGACCUAAUCGAUGUACUAUCCCAGCAUUUGCUUCCAUGACCUGGAUUGUCUAAGGCGUGACCGCUGCGCUAACCGGGUCAGUGUCAUGAUGUGAACUGGAGAUGUUACAACGGUGAGCAGUGACCAAAAUUCAGGCUUCAACUCAUAAUUCCUGGAACUGUUGUGUACCAUGGAGGUAAAGUUGCGUAUGUGUUUGUGAGUCACUCAUUGUAAUUAGUUACGAAAUGUUUACUGAUGUACUUCACGCAACGGCAAUGACAGACUGAGCGUGUCAUAUCUUGAUAAAUAUCUACAGGAAAACAUCACCUUUCAUUUACUAAGAACGGAAUAUGUCGCUUGUAUCUCAACUCGUGCAUAUGCCAUAAGAAACUGAGACAACCAGACCUAUCAAUCUAUCACAGAAGUCAUUAUAUAUCAGAACAUUAGUGUACAUAUUAAUGAAAGGUAAAGUUGUCCCUGUAAUUAAUCAGUUAAUCAAGAUUUUAAAAAUAUGCGGGGAAGUAAAGCUCCGCGGAUUCUCAACAUCUUCAUGAUAUGUAAGGUCUACAAUGAAACCAAAGUGACCAUCAGGUUGUUAUACUAAAUUGGUCUCGUAUGAAUUCUUAUAAAUGAAAGGCAAUAAAACUAAAAUAGUUAAUCAUUAUAA